Messenger RNA from Brassica napus (rape), 628 nucleotides. RefSeq lists its product as uncharacterized. The transcript is spliced from 3 exons. The record is from RefSeq and is a predicted model, not a curated record. The coding region runs from base 40 to 273 and encodes 77 amino acids. Lineage: Eukaryota; Viridiplantae; Streptophyta; Magnoliopsida; Brassicales; Brassicaceae.
AGGGUUGCAAAUUUUAUUAUAGCAAAGUAAGAAAACGACAUGAAGAAAACUGGAAUCCUCGCUGCUUCCAUCUCUGAGGCAGCUUCCGCCUCCACCGCCACCAUGAACACCACCGUAUCCUUGUCUUUGCCGAAAUCAAACCUUUCCCGUCAGGAUUCAAAGGAGAAACAGAGGAAGAAGAAAAAGGGUUCUGAAGAAGGGGGAGAUAAAAAGUUUGGUCCAAGGUUCGAUGGGUUAAGGUUCAUUGAGACCCUUGUUACUGCUCACCGAUAACCAAAGCAUUCUUCUCAUUUGACAAAGUUUGAUAUAGUUUCUACGAUUUACCAACAACAAUUGUUGAUUUUAAUGUUUAAGCUUUUUUUGUUUUAUAGUAAUUUUGGGUUGAAGUGUAACGCAACAUGUUAUGACAUGUCAUGUUAUACGAGAUUCAUGUGCCUUGGAGAUUAACUCACCACAUUAGCUGCCAAAAUGUUGUCGUGAUCCACAUGCUAGUAUUGUGAUGUGUAGCGAAAUUUUCACGAGGACUCAGAUGUGUAGCGUAAUGGAUGAUACUCGUAUUGUUGAUACGAGAUCAUAUGGAUUCAAUUCCCCCACAAUGCAUAUUACUGAAAUGUAGGCCAGCCUAAAC